Strongylocentrotus purpuratus (purple sea urchin) is the source of this 4112-nucleotide messenger RNA. Its product is annotated as nodal modulator 3. Lineage: Eukaryota; Metazoa; Echinodermata; Echinoidea; Camarodonta; Strongylocentrotidae. The transcript has 28 exons. Gene Ontology annotation, cellular component: endoplasmic reticulum membrane. Gene Ontology annotation, molecular function: carbohydrate binding. The coding region runs from base 49 to 3636 and encodes 1195 amino acids. The record is from RefSeq and is a predicted model, not a curated record.
ACAUUUAUACAAGACUAGCUUUCGGUGUAGCGUGGAUGACCGUCAAUUAUGACUCUACUUGCCCGAUUCGUCCCUUUCCUUUGUGCUAUUCUUGCCCUUGGGGCAAGCUUAGUUCAUGCUGAAGACUUCCUUACCUGUGGAGGUUUCAUCAAAUCAGAAAUACAGAUAAAUUUUGCAAGGAUUGAGGUUAAGCUUUACACCAAGCAAGGAGCUUUGAAGUAUCAGACAGACUGUGCCCCUAACAAUGGCUACUUCAUGAUACCAGUCUAUGAUAGAGGAGACUUCGUUCUCAAGCUAGAACCACCAUCGGGAUGGAGCUUUGAGCCAACGAGUGUUGAUCUCAAGAUUGACGGUGAGAGUGAUCCAUGCAGUCAAGGAAAGGAUAUCAACUUCUUCUUCAAGGGAUACACCGUCUCUGGAAAGGUUGUAAGCAAGGGCAAAGCAGAUGGUCCAGAGGGAGUGCUCAUCUCUGUCAAACCAAAGGAUAAAGAUGCUGUUGCCAUAGAAACACGGACAAAAACUGGUGGAGUUUACAACAUCCCCAACGUGUUACCCGGUGAUUUCAUCAUCACAGCCUCUCAUCCAACAUGGACUUUUCAAAAGGCCAGCAUUACACACACUGUCACCAAGGAUACAGCCACUGUGGACUCUCCCAUUAUUGUAUCUGGGUAUGAUGUAAGAGGCAAAGUGAUGAGCGAGGGUGAACCAAUCAAGAAUGUCUUCUUUAUUCUUUUCUCUGACACAGUGAAACCAGAGGAUGUGGCUGGGUGUCAGAAGAGUGUGGUCAAUGGCUACCAGUCUGAGGGGAAAUCCCCCUUGUGCCAUGUGCAGUCUGAUGUGGAUGGCCAGUUUGUGUUUCCAAGUCUUGGCAGUGGGGUUUAUAGAGUGGUACCUUUCUACAUGGGUGAGCACACAACGUUCGAUGUGGUUCCUUCAUCACUUCAGUUCACUGUUGAACACAACACCAUUCAGCUGCCUACUGUUUUCCAAGUGGCUGGGUUCUCCAUCUCAGGAAGAGUGCUCUCAGCGACUGGGGGUAAAGGAGUGGAAGGUGCAAAGGUCAAAGUUCAAGGCAAGCCAGAGGUCACGACCAGGUCAGACGGUACUUUCAGGAUGGAGAAGAUCAAGUCAGGAACCUACACACUGAAGGCCAGCAAAGAACAUUUGACCUUUGACCCCCUGAAUGUCAAGGUCACACCAAACACUCCCAAGCUACCGGAUAUAGUAGCCUCAAAGUUCAGCGUUUGCGGUCGAGUGGAAACAUCAGCGGGCGGCCAGAGGAAAGUCAGUCUGACCAAAGAGGGCAGCAAACAGCCUGAGAUCGCUACAACGGACAAAGAUGGAGCCUUCUGCUUCAGUGCAGCACCAGGAGCAUAUGUCAUGGAGCCAAUGAUGUCGGAGGUUGAGCAGGCAGCUGGUCUACGCAUCAAUCCCGAGAGUCAGAAAGUUACCGUCUCCUCGAGCCCCGUCCUGGAUAUCAACUUCUCUCAAUUCAAAGCAACGCUGCGAGGCUCCAUCAAAUGUCUGGAUGUUUGUGGUACUCUACAGCUGAUGGUGGAGUCUAAGGAUGGAAGAGGGUUCAAGAAACCAGUCCCUGUUUCCCAACAAACGAAGCAAGCCGCUUUCAUCAUUAAAGAUAUUCUACCUGGAAAAUAUUCAAUCAGCGUGGUCCAGACCAGUUGGUGCUGGUCCAAGUCCUCUCUAGACGUGGAAGUAGUAGACCAAGACAUCGGAGGGCUAGAGUUCCAACAGAGUGGCUACGUUCUUCACUGCCAUGUGUCUCAUCCUAUUGAACUGGUAUAUUCACUGGAUCCAUCUGCAUCUUACAAGGGGUCCUUCACACUGAAUAAAGGAGUGAAUCAGUUCUGCUUGGAGAAGCCCGGUUCUUACAAACUCACCCCCAAAUCAUGUCACCAGUUUGAGAAGUCGGAGUAUACCUUCCAAACAUCUGCACCUAACAUGUUAACACUCACAGCAUUGAAGCAUCAAAUACAUGCUGAGAUCAGAACAACUCAACCAGUACUGGACAUCACUGUCUCUAUCAGCUCCGGAGGUAAACUGGAACAAACAGUCAAACUUGGUCCACUGAAAUCAAGGCAACAACUGGAGCAGGAGUCUAAGCCCCCAGCAAAGAAGAGUGUGAACGAAACAGCUGAGAAGAAGCCUACACCAUCACCUUCAGGUCCCCAGGUGUACGACGUUAGCCACUGGGCAGGAAAUGGAGAAGUUUUAGAGAUUGCACCCUCUUCGGGGGAAUUCUUGUUUUAUCCGUCUACAGUAAAAGUGACUGUUGAGUCAGGGGAGAAGUGCCCAGGAGUGGUUGCAGAGUUUGAGGGACGUCCAGGCGUGUUCAUCACCGGUCAAGUGACCCCUCCUCUCUCAGGGGUCAAGGUCACCAUCACACCCACAAACCCAGCCGAGGGGUCAACAGAUGGAGCUAUUACACAGAUGACGGACAACAAGGGACAGUACAGGGUUGGUCCGUUACCUGAUACGAGUGAGUAUGAGGUGGAGGCCUCUCUUGAUGGGUAUAUCAUGAGUCAGGAGGAGGGCAAGCUGGGAUACUUCAGGGCUUUCAAGCUUGGCAAGAUUAGGAUUGAGGUAACGGACGGGGAGAACAGCCCCCUCUCUGGUGUGCUUCUAUCGCUGAGCGGAGGAAACUUCCGCAGCAACAACCUGACCAAGGACGAUGGCAUCUUGACCUUUGGCGACCUUGGUCCUGACACCUAUUUCCUGCGUGCCUUGAUGAAGGAGUUUGAGUUUGACCCCAGCACACAGAUGAUCGAGGUCAGCGAGGGGUCAGCUGUAGAUAUCAAGGUCAAGGGUCGCCGAGUAGCCUUUAGCUGUUUUGGUUCAGUGACAUCACUGAAUGGAGAACCUGAGCCAGGUAUCGCUGUAGAAGCUCACUCAGAAGAGAGCUGUGGUCAGGUCGUAGAAGAGGGUGUGUCCGAUGAAGAAGGCAACUUUAGGAUCAGAGGACUGCAGCCUAAUUGUGAUUAUAAGAUCAAGCUGAAGGAUUGUGAGAGUAACGGUCACAUAGAGAGAGCAUCACCGCCAACACAGACUGUCGCAAUUGGGCAGAAAGUUAUCAAGGAUUUAAGAAUCAUUGUGUUCCGACAUCUCAACCAGUUUGAUAUAGGAGGCAACAUUGUCACACCACAUGAAUACCUGACUUCAUUGAAGGUAUCUCUAUACAGUGAGGAGGACCCAGAAACUCCUAUUCAUACCCUUCCAUUGGACAUGGGGAGCUUCUUUCAAUUCUCAUCAGUACCUAACGAUGGAAGGAGAUACAUGAUCAAGCUGGAGUCGACCUUACCUAGAUCAAAAUAUGAUUAUACAUUGCCUGAAGCAAGCUUUACAAGCACAGGCUACCAGAAACAUGUCACUCUACCAUUCAACCCUCAGAAACGUGCUCUUGAGCAAGAAGUAAUGCAGGGCUCUUAUUUUGCUCUGCCUCUCGUAGUAGCACUGAUAGCUGUUGGUGUAAAUCAUGCCAAGAUCAUGCCGUUCAUACUGCAGUUUCGUCAGAAUAUGCGUGGCUUACAAAGCAGUGGUCCCACCAGCAGGUCCGAGACUGUCAACUUUGAUGCUGACUUGUCACGGCAACGCAAGAAGGUCAAACCCAGGAAGACAUGACGACACUCUCCCAUCUCGUAGUCUUACGUUGGUAGAUAGUGCUAGCCCUCUACAGCCCACCUCACACACUAAAUGACCCGGCUAGAUUGAAAUUUGAGGAAAGGUGUCAAUUUGAAUUACUCGUACUUGUGAAAGUUUGAUACAGACCAGUUCAUAGUUAGCAAAUGGUCCCAGAUGUCCACACAUAGUUUGAAUAUUGAGAGGUCCCAAUCUGUGCAUUUAAGAAUAAUCACUUCUGAAAUGGUGGAAGAUUUUAUAUCAGAACUUUCACUUUUCCUAAAUUUUGAUGUUGUCGGGUCAUACAGAGUUUGGUGGCUGUAGAGUAGUACAUAGGUUGCAUUAUCAGGUGUACAGGAUAGUUCAAUAUGAGAAUUGUCCCAAAUAUUUGAUUUUUAAUUAUCCAAAUCACCAAAUGUCCAUUAUAUAAGUUAUAACAUUUCUAGAUUUAUUUCAUGAAUAGGGAGGUACCCCUAAUU